CAAACAAAGGACCUUUCUUUCUUCUCCCUCCAUUCCCAUACCCCUUUUUUAUCAGUGCUUUCUCUCUCUAUCUUCAGUCGUUCACUCCCUUUUCACAGGGGAGAGAGGGAAAGAAGGAAAAAAAAAAAAAACAGAGAAGCACAAAAGAAAAGGAAAAAAUUAGGAGGAGGACUAGUCAGGGCUCAGGGGCUAUGGCUAUCAUCCGUCAAAGAAACGUCUCCACUGUUUCCCCCUAAUGUGCUCUCUGCUCUGCUUCCCUCUCUCUCUACCUCAUUAAUCCUCCGCUUCCAUUUUCACUUUUCUGUUCUGGUCUCCAUUAAGUUGGUCCUUGAUUAGCCGAACAACAAUCCAAUUUGCGUCUCUACGAUUUGGAUUCACCUCUCUCUCUCUCUCUGUCUCCCUUUUGUUUUCUUGCUUCUGUUGGUUUUUGCUUUUGCCUCUGUUUUUUUCUUGACAGACUCUGUUUUUGUUGGUUUUAUUUAUGCUUCCGAGUAAAUAGACCACCGCACACAAACAAAGAGCAAAGGGUAUCUCGAGAUUGGCGUCUUUGAGAUAGAGACCCGCAGAAAGGAACCACCUUCCCUCCGAUUCCUUUUCUCCAAACUCUCGAGAGCAAAAAAACCCACCACCACAACUCUGUCAACCAUCUUUCUUUCUUUGUGAUGCUGGAGAGAGGAGGCUCUCAGGAGAGAGAGCCUGCUUAAACCCGCAAACGCCCUAACUAGAAGAAGAAGAAGAUAGCCCAGAGCUCUCUCUGUAUCAUUGUUAACCCACCAUCAAUAACAAGCCUUUCCGACCUUUUCCACAUUUUUUUCUUCCUCUUUCCAUCUUUGAACACCAAAUCGACAGGCGUUUCUGGGUUUUACUUUUACCUUGUUUGUUGUUGUAGUAGUGUAUGGGUUAGUGUAUCUAUGGCUCUGUCAAUCCACCAUAGCAAUCAUAAUAAGGAGGUCUUCAAUAAGAAUCAACAGCAGCAGAUGGAUUCCAGCAAGUACGUUCGCUACACUCCGGAGCAAGUAGAUGCAUUGGAGAGGGUUUAUGCUGAAUGUCCCAAGCCCAGUUCCUUGAGGAGGCAGCAGCUCAUUCGGGAGUGCCCUCUUCUCUCCAACAUUGAGCCCAAACAGAUCAAAGUCUGGUUCCAGAACCGCAGAUGUCGCGACAAGCAAAGGAAAGAAGCAUCCCGUCUUCAGACGGUGAACCGAAAGCUUACCGCAAUGAACAAGCUGUUGAUGGAGGAAAAUGACCGCUUGCAGAAGCAGGUCUCUCACUUGGUGUAUGAGAAUGGUUUCAUGCGCACAGAGAUCCACACUGCUUCAGGAACGACCACAGACAAAAGCUGCGAGUCUGUGGUCAUAAGCGGUCAGCAGCAACAACAGCAGCAGCAGAACAACCCAUCAAGUCAGCAUUCCCAAAGGGAUGCUAGCAACCCAGCUGGCCUUCUCGCAAUAGCUGAGGAGGCCCUGGCAGAGUUCUUGUCCAAAGCUACAGGAACUUCUGUCAACUGGGUCCAGAUGAUUGGGAUGAAGCCUGGUCCGGAUUCUAUUGGCAUCGUAGCUGUUUCCCGCAACGGUAGUGGCGUAGCAGCACGAGCCUGUGGCCUCGUGAGUCUUGAACCCACGAAGGUCGCUGAAAUCCUCAAAGAUCGUCCAUCUUGGUAUCGCGACUGUCGAUGCCUGGAUGUGAUGAGUGUGAUUCCUACUGCCAAUGGGGGCACAAUUGAGCUCAUUUAUAUGCAGACAUAUGCGCCAACCACAUUGGCUGCAGCAAGAGACUUUUGGACUCUGAGAUACACCACCGCAAUGGAGGAUGGCAGUCUUGUGGCAAGUCUAAUGCAAUUAAUUUCAUUUAUUUGUGAGAGGUCCUUGACGACUUCUACAGGUGGUCCAGCUGGGCCACCAUCAUCAGGAUUUGUUAGGGCUGAAAUGCUUCCAAGUGGUUAUCUAAUUCGACCUUGUGAUGGUGGAGGGUCCAUGAUUCACAUUGUUGAUCACGUUGACUUGGAAGCUUGGAGUGUCCCUGAAGUUUUGAGGCCUCUAUAUGAAUCUUGCAAAAUGAUUGCUCAGAAAAUGACCCUCGCGGCCUUGAGGCACAUUCGACAAAUUGCACAAGAGACUAGUGGAGAAGUUCAGUAUGGUGGAGGCCGCCAGCCUGCUGUAUUGAGGACAUUCGGUCAGAGGCUCUGCAGGGGGUUCAAUGAUGCUGUCAAUGGAUUUGCAGACGAUGGAUGGUCCCUCCUAAAUGGUGAUGGUGCGGAGGAUGUAACUAUUGCCAUUAACUCGUCUCCAAACAAAUAUCUUGGUUCACAAUAUAAUGGGUCAAUGUUCCCAUCUUUUGGAGGAGGGGUGCUGUGUGCAAGGGCAUCAAUGCUGCUUCAGAAUGUGCCUCCCGCUUUGCUUGUUCGGUUUCUAAGGGAACAUCGUUCUGAGUGGGCUGAUUAUGGAGUUGAUGCCUAUUCUGCUGCAUGCCUCAAGUCCAGUCCAUAUGCUGUUCCAUGUGGCAGGCCUGGUGGUUUCCCUAGUAGCCAAGUCAUCUUGCCUCUUGCUCAUAAAGUGGAGCACGAAGAGUUCUUGGAGGUGGUUCGUUUGGAGAGUCAGGCCUUCUCACCUGAGGAGAUGGCUCUAGCACGAGAUAUGUACCUGUUGCAGCUAUGCAGUGGAGUUGAUGAAAAUGCUGUUGGCGCCUGUGCUCAACUUGUUUUUGCCCCUAUUGACGAAUCAUUUGCUGACGAUGCUCCUCUUCUUGCAUCUGGCUUUCGUGUCAUUCCACUGGAUGGUAAAACGGAUGGGCCUGCUGCGACUCGAACAUUAGAUUUGGCAUCUACCCUUGAGGUUGGGGCAGGAGGGGUUACUCGUCCAGCCACUGAAUCUGACUCAAACAGUUACAAUCUGAGAUCAGUCCUCACAAUUGCAUUCCAGUUUAGCUUUGAGAACCAUUUGCGUGACAAUGUGGCAGCCAUGGCUAGGCAGUACGUGCGGAGUGUUGUUGCUUCCGUUCAGAGGGUUGCAACAGCCAUUGCACCUUAUUCUGGAAUAGGUUCUCAAGUAGGUGGCAAAUCAUUCCCUGGCUCCCCAGAGGCUCUGACUCUCGCUCGCUGGAUCAAUAGAAGUUACAGGGCGCAUACUGGAGGAGACCUCUUUCGUGGGGAAACUUCACAAGCUGGGGAUGCUUUGCUGAAGCAGCUGUGGCACCACUCUGAUUCAAUCUUGUGCUGCUCCCUGAAAACUAAUAAUGGAUCGCCUGUCUUCACCUUUGCAAACCAAGCUGGGCUGGACAUGCUGGAAACAACAUUGGUGGCUCUCCAGGACAUCAUGCUGGAUAAGAUCCUGGACGACGCUGGGCGGAAGGUUCUGUGCUCUGAGUUCUCUAAGAUCAUGCAAGAGGGGUUUGCAUAUCUGCCAGCAGGGAUAUGUGUGUCGAGCAUGGGGCGACCGGUGGCCUACGAGCAGGCGAUUGCAUGGAAAGUAGUGAACGACGACGAUUCGCAUCACUGCCUGGCUUUCAUGUUCGUCAACUGGUCCUUCGUGUGAAAUCUAUCUCUAUGUAUCUCAAGUUAUCUAUCUAAGUUAUUAUUAGGGCAGCUCUUGUCUGUGGAAAGAUGCGCACUUUUCUAAAGCACAAACAGGAAAUCUUAGGUAUUAUGGAUGUUGGUUGUUAGUGUCUUAGUGACGUGUGAGUGGCAUGGAUGGAUAUAUUGCCCAUUUUGUUGGUGUUAUUGUUGGUGGAUACUGGUUCGUUGCUUGCUUAUCAAUUUUCCGUAACCCUUUUCAAGCGUUUCCUUAUAAAAUCCCAGUUC
Molecule: messenger RNA, 3793 nt
Organism: Linum tenue
Lineage: Eukaryota; Viridiplantae; Streptophyta; Magnoliopsida; Malpighiales; Linaceae
Source: the annotation of a GenBank genome assembly